UUUGAGCCCAUAAAACUUUACAAGUCACCAUUCAUUUCUAUACUAAAACCCUAAACCCUUGCAAAAAGAAUUUGGUCCCAAAUAAAAUCUACAGAAAUACACAAUCAGUUCAAACCAUCAUUAAAAAUGGCAUUCUUUAGUCGCAUUUUCAGUGGAUCUUCAAUGAUUAUUCAAUCACAAUUUAAUUCAAUACGAUUGAAUUCAACUCUCACAAGUCCAAAGCUUUUUGUCAGUGGGCUUUCAAGAUACACUAGUGAUGAAAACCUCAAAAAAGCAUUUGAACCAUUUGGAAGUCUUACUGAGGCAAAAGUAAUUACUGACAGAGCAACUGGGAGAUCAAAGGGGUUCGGAUUUGUUUCUUAUGAAACAAUAGAAGAUGCAGAUAAAGCUCGCGAAGGAAUGAAUGCUAAGUUCUUGGAUGGCUGGGUAAUUUUUGUUGACCCUGCGAAGCCAAGUAUGCCUAGACCUCCACCGCCACCUCCACAAGAUCCAAUGAACUUUGGGAUUACAACAAAUAAGACCGUUGGUUGGACUGGCCGAUGAUGAUCAGGGACUCGUGUAUCUUAGUGAAAUAUUUGAUUGCAAAUUGCAAUAUCACGUAGACUGGCCAAUGACCAGAGACUCGAGUGAAAUAUUCGAAUUGCAGUAUAGCAUUUUUAUUGAAGGAUAUUUUGUACUGUACUUAAAUAUAGUUGUUCACGUUUAAGGAUAUAUCCAAGUAUUUAAGGAUUCUGGAUCGUUUGACUCUUUAGCAGGGCUUUUGCACUGUAAGAAUCACUUAAUUGUUCAAUAACUAUUUUUUCCCUAAUAAUUUUGUUGUCAUAGA
This is a messenger RNA of Lycium barbarum (goji berry), 826 nucleotides long. RefSeq names its product organelle RRM domain-containing protein 2, mitochondrial. Bases 127 to 543 code for a protein of 138 amino acids. The transcript is spliced from 3 exons. Lineage: Eukaryota; Viridiplantae; Streptophyta; Magnoliopsida; Solanales; Solanaceae. Gene Ontology annotation, molecular function: RNA binding. The record is from RefSeq and is a predicted model, not a curated record.